AUGCCGCUGAGCACGCGGCAGAUGAAACGGCACACCGACUUUAAAGCUGCAAUGGGAGGGAAUCGAGAGUUGCCACUAUCAGAAAAACAAGUGACCACAUCUGUAAAGGCUGAUGCAUCCACCAGCUUUCUGCGAGCCGCUCGUUCAGGGAACCUGGACAAGGCUCUGGAUCACAUCAAGAAUGGACUCGCCAUCAACAUUGCUAAUCAAAAUGGUCUCAACGGGUUACACCUGGCCUCUAAAGAAGGUCAUGUCAAAAUGGUCCUGGGGCUCCUACAUGCUGGCAUUGAGCUGGAAGCCACCACCAAGAAAGGGAACACCGCUCUCCAUAUCGCUGCGCUGGCAGGGCAGGAGAAAGUGGUGGCUGAGCUUGUCAACUAUGGUGCCAACGUCAAUGCCCAGUCACAUAAAGGGUUCAGUCCUCUCUACAUGGCAGCACAGGAGAAUCACCUAGAGGUAGUCAAAUUCCUGCUAGAGAACGGUGCCAAUCAGAGUCUCCCAACCGAGGAUGGCUUCACCCCCCUGGCAGUAGCCCUCCAGCAGGGCCAUGAAAAUGUUGUGGCACUCCUCAUCAACUAUGGCACCAAGGGCAAGGUCCGCCUCCCUGCGCUGCACAUCGCUGCGCGAAACGACGACACACGCACCGCCGCAGUGCUCCUGCAGAACGACCCCAAUGCUGAUGUUCUCAGCAAGCUGCUGCUGAACAGAGGAGCCAAUGUAAACUUCACCCCCAAGAAUGGCAUCACGCCCCUUCAUAUAGCCUCCAGGAGGGGCAAUGUGAUGAUGGUCAGACUACUCCUAGACAGAGGAGCACAGAUUGAUGCCAUAACUAAGGACGAGCUGACUCCUCUUCACUGUGCAGCCAGGAAUGGCCACGUUCGCAUCCUUGAGAUCCUGCUGGAACACGGUGCUCCCAUCCAAGCUAAAACCAAGGUAGAUGAAUGA
Messenger RNA from Micropterus dolomieu (smallmouth bass), 945 nucleotides. Its product is annotated as ankyrin-1-like. Lineage: Eukaryota; Metazoa; Chordata; Actinopteri; Centrarchiformes; Centrarchidae. Gene Ontology annotation, cellular component: T-tubule. The transcript has 9 exons. The record is from RefSeq and is a predicted model, not a curated record. Bases 1 to 945 code for a protein of 314 amino acids. Gene Ontology annotation, biological process: regulation of cardiac muscle contraction; protein localization to T-tubule. Gene Ontology annotation, molecular function: protein binding.